CAGACUGGUUGCGGAUUUUUUUCCCCCAACUCCAUCCUCCACCACACAUCACGAGGAUCGAAGUAGCAGUACGAGCUGCGUCUCGAUCUGUCCAGCAAUUAAGUAUUUGUAGCCCUGCACAAACCCGCUGAAAAAUCAUGGAUGGCACCGCCGGUCGGGUUGCCAUCCUAAUUCCUCUUGUGGGCGGCGUCGAUCUAGGCACGACCUUCUCCGUGGCCGCCGUCAACGAGCAUGGGAGUGUGCGCGUGAUCAAAGACAAGUGGGGAAACCCCCUGGUCCCCUCCAUCGUCUCCUUGGCCCCUGACGGGGGGGUGUGGGUGGGAAAGGAGGCCCGCGAACGCCUGGCCUUGCACCCGUCCCGCACUGUCUACGACGCCAAACGUUUCAUCGGCCGA
Nannochloropsis gaditana CCMP526 is the source of this 395-nucleotide messenger RNA. Its product is annotated as hsp70-like protein. The transcript has 2 exons. The annotation marks the transcript as partial. The record is from RefSeq and is a predicted model, not a curated record. Gene Ontology annotation, molecular function: ATP binding; ATP-dependent protein folding chaperone.